Molecule: messenger RNA, 1719 nt
Organism: Melampsora larici-populina 98AG31
Lineage: Eukaryota; Fungi; Basidiomycota; Pucciniomycetes; Pucciniales; Melampsoraceae
Exons: 5
Coding region: 1-1719 (572 amino acids)
Source: RefSeq, a predicted model, not a curated record
AUGUCACAUAACCCUGAUCCAGAAUCCAAUGUCCGUAAACUACGUACUCGCUCAUCUGCUCUCAGAUCUCAAACCCACGACCAACCCCACGACCAAGCUCAGGAGACCAGUACUGUCAACAGCGAACAAAGUGCAAAAAAAACUUCGAGAAAACGAAAGCCCAGUUCUUCUAGUGUUCAAGAUUUUUUGCGCGGUUCAGAACAGCUGGAUAGACCAAAAGAACCACGUUCGAUUAAAUUACGAUUGGGCGACAAGGUCAAUCGUGAUGAGUUAUUAGGCCUUCUUGAUCAGCAGGUAACAACAAAAAGAACUCGCCUGCCGAACAGAACCUUACCAAAACGUCCAAAACGGGAAACGAAGAAGAAGAUUCACAAUGAAGCGACCAAUUCCAAACAAGCAGGACUCAAGAAAUUCGACACAUCCUCGGGUGUUGACGCUGACGGGUUCAGCCGCUAUAGGAAUGAGGAACUCGUGGCUAUGCUUAGAGACGUUGGGCUUGAUAUGGCAGGGAAAGACCGAGAAAUCCUGAUUCAGAACUGCAAAUAUUAUGAAGAUCUGCUCUUACCACCUUCAGCUUUGCCCAAUACACAUGCUAUCAUAGCAGAGUCUACCCAUAACGAGAUCGCUGUUUCGCCUGGAUAUCAAUUCAAUUUAGAGUCCACCCAUGAUGACAUCGAUUCUUCGCCUGGAUAUCAAUUUGAUUUCCAUGUCAGUAAACCCAAGGCGAACCCAAUAAUAGCAUCGACAUCAACUCUUCCAAGCAUCAAGCGUGGGACGUUGAGAUUUCCCCGGCCUCCUCCAACACAGCUGUUUCCACAAGAAUCAUCACUAAACAGAAAAGGGAAGGGAAAGCAAAAGUUAGUUGAAGAAUCAGAGAGCGAUUGGAUUCCCGAAAACGAAAACGGGAAAGACAUUGAGACUGAAGACAAAAACAUGGACAGAUCAAAUUCAAACGAACUGCCUAAUUCUCCAGAACCGAUGGAUAAGUCGUCUGAAAACAAGACCAAUAAAUCAAAGUCGACAUCAGCUUUUCAACCUACUUCAAUCUUGGAAGAAGAGGUCGGAGAAGAUUCUGAAGUUGAAAGUGUUCGGUUCGACAAGCAAUCCUCCAAUAUUGAUCCCCAGGCCGACCUUUAUUUGAAGUUAAAAAGGACUGUUGAACAGAAUACACAAAAUAUCAUUAAAUUGACUGAUUUGUUAUCGAAAGCAAAUGUUAGAAUUGAAGAUCUUACCGAGGAAUUGAACACGCUGGCCGAUGUUCUCAAAAGACAGGUUUGUGAUGGCACAAAAAAUCGAUCUAAAGAUAGCAAAAUUCGAGGUGGUAGAACUUCUGCUCGAAUCCGGUUUCAUGUUGAAACUCUUUUUGGCCAAAAACUUGAUGUUAUCCCACCUCCAGCCACCUCUUCGGAAAAGGAAGCCUGGGAUUACGAGCGGGACAUUGGUUCAAUAGAAAUUGAUCCAACCUUUCAUAGCGAUGACAAUGAGGACGGACCUGGACACCCGGAUGCGUCAUCUCAACAGCUAUCUAUCAUGCGCCAGAUGCUGAAAGCUGCUGGAAUAUCAAGUUUUCGUCCUGACCUGGGACAAGCACCAACAUCAUCUGAGAAUCGGUGGUUAUGGGAUAUUGCAUUCAAGAUUUUUCUGAAACUGGUUGAGGUGGGCGAGUACACCGGAAUCUUACUCGAUGCGGACAAUCGUGACUACAUCAAAAAUCUUUGA